AUGGGUUACAGUCCUGAUCCCGCUGCAAGAGGCAGAGCGGCUUGGACCAUCCUCCUCCUCCUUCUUUCCACAUCCAUCCCAACCCUAGCAGCAGCAGCAGAAACCCACCCAUGGCUCAACACGUCCUACACCCCAGAACACCGCCUGCACUCCUUCCUGUCGGCCCUAACCUUCGAAGAGAAACUGGCCAUGGUGCAGGGGAAUAAAUCCGCCGAAACAAACGCCUGCAUAGGCUACAUCCCCCCAAUCCCCCAUCUAAACAUGCCAGGCAUCUGCAUGGGCGACGGCCCCGAAGGCGUAGGGAAUAAUCUCGCCAACGUAACGACCUUCCCGUCCCCAAUACUCACAGUCUCGACCUGGGACACAACCCUGAACGAGGCGUUCGGGGAUGCGUUGGGCGCCGAACAUAAAGCCAAAGGUCGGAACGUUGUCCUCGCACCAACGAUAAACAUCAUCCGCUCAUCGCUCUGGGGACGCGCCGCGGAGAGUAUGUCCGAGGACCCCUAUCUCACGUCUCGCAUGGCGGUGGCUGUGACGAAAAGCAUACAAGACGGUAAUAAUGUCAUCGCAUGCGUGAAGCAUUUCGCGGCAUAUAACCAGGAAACAAACCGCUUCGGACUCGCGCCGGAAUUCGACGCGGUCAGUGCGGUUGUUGACGAACGCGUGUUGCGGGAGGUCUACUUCCCGGCGUUCAAAGCCGCCAUUCAAGAAGCGGGUGCUGGGUCCGUGAUGUGUGCGUACAACAAGCUGAAUGGGCAACACGCGUGCGAGAAUUCCUGGCUUCUUAGCGACGUGCUGAAAGAGCAGUGGGGAUUCGACGGGUUCGUGGUGACGGAUUGGUACUUUGCGCAGCGGAGUACGGUUCGCGCGGCGCUGGCUGGGCUGGAUAAUAGCCAGCCGGGCGGGGACUGGAUGGAGUGGUAUGGGUUUCCGGAUUUCUUCGGUGGUUUGCUCGAGGAUGCGCUGGGGAAUGGGUCUGUUUCUGUGAGCAGGGUCGAGGAUAUGGUUGAGAGGCUGUGGAGGCCUGUGUUUCGGGUUGGGGGCGUUGAUAGGCCGUCUAGUGGACUUGCGGGGAUUGAUAGUGUCGCUAGAACGCAGGAGCAUUUGGAUCUUGCGCAGACGAUUGUGGAGGAGGGGGCUGUUUUGCUGAAGAAUGAGGGUGUGCUGCCUCUUGGGCUGGGGGAAGAAAAGGUCAUUGCGGUGUUUGGCGCUGAUGCAGCGGAUCAAGCGGCUGUGACGGAGCUGCAUGGGGGAUUUGUCCUUGAUACGACGAUGGUUGUCCAGAAACCGCUUGAUUUCAUCAGGGCUCGUGCUCAGCAGGACAACAUCACCGUCCUGUAUUCAGAGGCAUACCCCGGGACCAACGCGUUCCCUACAAUCCCCUCAUCCAUGUUCGGUCCAGAGGGUCUGAACGUAACAUACUGGACAACAACCGACUUCUCCGGCGCACCAAACCGCACAGUCCACGCGGACAACAUAACAUCGCAGUCUUAUCCCCCUGAUAUCGGCGCCGUCUGGCCGGACGUCUUCUCGUCCCGGUACGAGGGGACAUUCCACCCGAACGCCAGCGGCCGCUACCACUUCUCACUCUCCGGAAACGGCGGUGGCAGUCUAUACCUAGGCGGGAGACUCGUCGCCGACAUGGCCGGCAGCAACUUCGGCGUCGUCGUGCAAGGCGUCGCAGACCUCGAGUCCGGCACCGCCAUCCCCAUCCGCUUCGACUACAGCAUGGGCUACUCCGUCGACCCGGGGACAUACGGCAUCACAGUCGGGGUGAACAUCCCUGCCCAGAAUCCCAGUCUGUACGAGCAUGCCGUGGCAACCGCACAAUCCGCCGACGUGAGCAUCGUCUUCGUGAACGACGCGCACACCGAGGGGCUCGAUAGCUCGCUUGGUCUGAGACUGCCCGGUGACCAGGACGAGGUCAUUUCGCUGAUUGCACAGCACAGCAAGAAGACCAUCGUGGUGCUGAACACCAACGCCGCGAUUCUGAUGCCGUGGCUUGACAACGUCGACGCCGUAAUUGAGAUGUUCUACCCGGGCCAGCAGGUUGGCUCGGCGACGGCGAGGCUGCUCUUCGGAGACGUCAACUUCUCCGGCAAACUGCCCAUUACGUUUCCGGCGGCGAGUGAGGAGUCCCCGACAGCCAGCGUGGCGCAGUUCCCUGGCGUUAAUCUGACGGCGACGUAUAGCGAGGGGUUGUAUGUGGGAUAUAAAUGGUACGACGAGUUCGAUGUCACGCCGUUAUUUGCGUUCGGGCAUGGAUUGUCGUACACGGGCUUUGCGAUUGGGGAUCUCUCGGUCUACAGCGACCUUGACUUGAGGUCUGACUCUACCCAAGUCGCCGUCACCGUCACAGCAUCCGUAACGAACACGGGCCCUGUCUUCGGGAAGGAGGUCGUGCAGCUGUACGUGCGUUUCCCUGAGGCCGCUGACGAGCCGCCCAAGUUGCUUCGGGGGUUUGAGAAAGUCGCGCUGGACGUGAAUGAGACUGCGACUGUGAGGUUUGAUCUGUCGCAAGAGGAUCUGUCGAUUUGGAGCACGGAGGUCGGCGGCUGGACGGUUGUACCCGGGGUGUAUGGGUUCCUGGUUGGAAGUUCAUCGCGGGAUAUUAAGCGGCAGAUGAAUGUCUGGCUGCGUUAA
Messenger RNA from Aspergillus mulundensis, 2643 nucleotides. RefSeq names its product glycoside hydrolase family 3 protein. Gene Ontology annotation, molecular function: beta-glucosidase activity. The record is from RefSeq and is a predicted model, not a curated record. Lineage: Eukaryota; Fungi; Ascomycota; Eurotiomycetes; Eurotiales; Aspergillaceae. Gene Ontology annotation, biological process: glucan catabolic process. Bases 1 to 2643 code for a protein of 880 amino acids. The transcript has 2 exons.